UUUCAUACGAAAUGCACCAGUUCCCAACCUCACUAGUUAAAAGGAAAUGUGAACCUAAUUCAACUAAUCGGAUUCUUUAAAGGCUAUCCAUGAAGUUUGAGGAAAUCAUAAAGCUAUUCCAGAAAACUCAAUUGACUGCAGGGUUAAUUUAAAGCAUAAUUCUAAUUUAAGAUACAAAAGCUUUUAUGUUCCCAAUUUAAACAGUCCACUUUGUAUUUGAACAUCCAAAUGGUCCGGCUUGUUUCCCUCCCUCUUUCAAAUACUCAAACUUCACUACCCAUAACAAACCCACCGAAGAAACCAACUCCAAACACAAACCACUCUCUCCUACACCUUUGUAAACACCUCCAAGAAGCCAAACAAGUCCAUGCUCUCAUGAUCAAGACCUCCCAAAUCUCCCACACUUACUCGGCGAGCCGGCUUGCCGAGUUCUACGCCACUUCGGACAAUGGAAGCCUUGAAUGUGCUGAAAUGGUGGUUAGCUCCAUGGAAGAGCCUUACACUUUUGCUUGGAAUUCUCUCAUUAGAGGAAGCCUCAAAAAGCAUAGAACCCAAGAAGCCAUUUCAAUUUAUAAUCAAAUGAUAUGCAAAUCAGUCCAACCCGAUCACUUUACCUUCACUUUAGUCCUCAAAGCAUGUACCCAAUUGUCGAAGCCGGAAAUUGGGAAACGGCUUCAAUCACAAAUCAUCAAAAUGGGGCUUGAAAAUAGUAUCUUUGUUCGAAAUAAGCUGAUUCAUGUAUAUGCGUUAUCGGGGUCGAUGGUUGAUGCACGGAAGGUGUUCGACAGAAGUGCUGAACUAGACAUUGUGACAUGGAAUAGCAUGCUUGAAGGGUAUGCCAAUAAUAAAGAUGGUGAAUCACUUCAUCAAAUGUUUGAUACAAUGCCUUUUAAAGAUGUGGUGUCUUGGAAUACUAUGAUUGCUUAUUUUGUGGAAGUGGGUGAGUUUAGCGAUGCAAUGGAGAUGUUUGGACUGAUGCAGAAAGAAAGGGAACCAGCUGACAGAGUGACGUUGGUCAGUGUUUUAACUGCAGUGGCCCAUUUGGGUGCACUUGCUCAAGGAAAGUGGGUUCAUGCUUAUAUUAGGAAGCGGGGAAUUGAGCUUGAUGAGAACCUUGGAUCGGCGCUUGUAAGCAUGUAUUCUAAGUGUGGGUGUUUAGAGGGUGCAAUUGAGGCAUUCAGUGAGACGGAGAGGAAGAGUGUUGACACUUGGAAUGCCAUGAUAGGAGGGCUAGCCGCGAAUGGCCAAAGCUUAGAAGCUAUUGAGCUCUUCUCCAAGAUGGAGUGUUCUAAGAUUCGUCCCAAUGCAAUAAGCUUCUCUUGCAUUUUAAAUGCUUGCAGCCACGGAGGCUUGGUUGAAGAUGGUUUGGGGUAUUUCAGCAAGAUGAAAAUUGAUUAUGGAAUUGAACCGGACAUAGCACAUUAUGGGUGCGUGGUUGAUCUCCUGGGUCGUGCUGGUUUGUUUGAUAAGGUAGGUAAGAUCAUUAAACAAAUGCCAAUGAAACCUGAUGCUGUUAUGUGGAAGGCUUUAUUGAGUGCAUGUAGAAUCCACAGGAAUUUCGAAAUGGGUGAAAAAGCCGGCCUUCAACUCAUUGAACUUGCCCCAGAUGAUCAUGCAUGCUAUGUUUUGUUAUCAAACACGUAUGCAAUGGCUAAUAAAUGGGAUCGAAUUCAUAAACUGAGAAAAAACAUGUGGGAGAGAGGUGUAAGGAAACCACCUGGUUGCAGUUCAAUUGAAUUGGAUGGUGUUGUUCAUGAAUUUAUUGUCGGAGAUAUAAUCCAUCCGAGGAAGAAAGAGAUCUAUGAAAUGCUUGAUGAGAUGGGAGACAAAUUAAAGUUAGCAGGGUAUGAGCCAGACACCAAGCAAGUUUUGUUAGAUAUUGAUGAGGAAGAAAUGAAGCAAACUUCAUUGGGUCACCACAGUGAAAAAUUGGCAGUGGCCUUUGGCUUCAUCAGCACAAGACCUGGAACAACAAUCCGAGUGAUGAAAAAUCUUCGGGUGUGCGGUGAUUGUCAUUCUGCCUUGAAGCUCCUGUCUUUGAUUUACAACCGUGAUAUAGUUGUUCGGGAUUCAAAUCGGUUUCACCAUUUCAAAGAGGGGUCAUGUUCUUGCAUGGAUUAUUGGUAAAAUCUCUCCUUUUAAAAUUGUAUGAUUUUUUUACACCCAAUUAGCACCUGUACAUGUUUGUGCAAUAAAAAAUGGAAAGCAAAAAUGAAAAAAUGUGAUGUUCAAACUCCAAUAUGCUUCUUGCUUAGUUGCUAUCAUUUGCACAAGAGUGACAUGAUGUUAUUAAACCAAUUAUAAUUAAUUUGCUUGA
This is a messenger RNA of Cornus florida, 2317 nucleotides long. Its product is annotated as pentatricopeptide repeat-containing protein At5g48910-like. Gene Ontology annotation, biological process: RNA modification. The record is from RefSeq and is a predicted model, not a curated record. Gene Ontology annotation, molecular function: zinc ion binding; protein binding; RNA binding. The coding region runs from base 229 to 2127 and encodes 632 amino acids. NCBI's taxonomy places the organism in Eukaryota, Viridiplantae, Streptophyta, Magnoliopsida, Cornales, Cornaceae. The transcript has a single exon.